This is a messenger RNA of Daucus carota subsp. sativus, 774 nucleotides long. Its product is annotated as protein FAR1-RELATED SEQUENCE 5-like. NCBI's taxonomy places the organism in Eukaryota, Viridiplantae, Streptophyta, Magnoliopsida, Apiales, Apiaceae. The transcript has 4 exons. The record is from RefSeq and is a predicted model, not a curated record. The coding region runs from base 1 to 774 and encodes 257 amino acids. Gene Ontology annotation, biological process: regulation of DNA-templated transcription.
AUGAUAGGUUCGAGUUGUGGGGAUUCGUCUCUUGUUAAUCGUGGAUGUGACGAUGUUACUUCUGUUGGUAGUGGAAAUGUGUCCUCGAGUCGGAAUGAAGAAUCUGUUACAAGUUACUCAGAUGUUGGUGAAAGAUUGUAUCUUCCUGUUAAUGUUCCUGAUGUUUCAAAGCCAAAUAUUAAUCAAUCUUUUCAGAGUUUGGAUCAGGCUUUUGUAUUCUACAAAGAGUAUGGUCGUUUAAGUGGUUUUGAUGUGAGGAAGGGAACUGAAAAAAAGGAUGCAUUUGGUACUAUUACUAUCAAACAUUAUACCUGCAGUAAAGAAGGUUCCAAUGAGUUUCGUAGUAUUGCGGACAUGCAUAAUCACCCCUUGGUUGAUGAAUCUGGAAGGCAGUUUUUGCGAUCUAGUCGUGAAAUGACUAUUAGUUCUAGGAAUUUUGUGUUUGAUGCUGCAAAAGUUAAAAUUUGUUGUAGUAAAGCCUAUGGAUUGAUGAAAGAAAUGGUUGGUGGUUAUUCGAAUGUUGGAGCUACAUUGAGGGAUUUUAGGAACUUUAAUCGGGAUUUGAAAGAGUACGAGAGCUCGAGUUCUUUCUAUUAUGCAUAUGAUCUUGAUGAAGCAGGGCGUUUGACUAAGCUUUUUUGGGCUGAUGCAGUUUCUCGGAGGAAUUUCGAGGUUUAUGGUGAUGCCGUCUCAUUUGAUGCGACAUUUGACACAAAUAAGUAUAACAUGAUUUUUGCCCCUUUACUAGGGUCGAUAAACAUGAAAAAUGCAUAA